GUGGUCAACUGGUCUUCUAGAUCUAUUAAACUAGCUAUGAUAUUUAGGUCCUAUUCCUGUAGCCUAUAGAAUGACAGGAGCCCAUUAAGGAUAAUAAUAAUAAUGGAUAUUGCAAUGCAGUCUCUCAGCCUGCAGGUUGAAGGACCACCCGAUAUAAUAAACUCGAGCAAAGACGAGUGGUGGACGGAACCUCCCCCGAAUGUUGUCACAGGAAAAAAAUAUUUUAAAGAAGCCUGGGAUCGUAGAAAGGAAGAAAUUUUAUUUCCAUUUGUGCUUGAGCCUCAUUGGCCAUGGAAACAAUAUAAUUGGUUUGAAGAGCUAGAUCCAGUUAUGCCGCGUAAUUUUACUCAGCCUGAGACAAUCACCAUUGAUAACUAUUCCUUCUUGAUCCAUGUCACGCACAACAAGGAGUUUCAAAUGAUAACUAGAUCUAGACCCAAUGUUUACACACUAAGGGCUCAAAGAAAGGUUGGCAAAAAUGGGUAUAAAAAAUAUGAUGGGACACCUGUUGGUCACAGUUUUGUUGCAAUUAAGGAUGAAAUACCAAAUGACCAGAGCAAGUAUCGCUACAUUAGUUCAGGGGAAAAUCUUUUGCCAGGAAAAUAUAUCUGGUGGUCUGUUUACAUUGAGAAUCCUCCACAAGCACCCUACAGUUGCAGACCCAGUACCCCAUUCACUAGUCCUCAUGAUUCUCCUUAUGGCAAGAAUAUGAUUUAUGGACAAUUUGAAGAUGUACUUGCAACUUAUCAAGCCAGUUUCCCACUUGAUCACAAUGGUCAGUAUCCUACAAUUGAGCUACGAGUUGGAGGAACACUACGUUACAAGUUUGAAGUGUGCUAUGUUAUCAUUCUAUGUAAAAGUGGAGUAAAAGAAUUGGAGCAAUACCCAAUGUGGGAGGAAGGAAGAAACAAGAUUAAGUUUGACAAAACUAAUAAUAUUGUUAGGAUUAUAGAUCCAAUCAAUAUUAGACUGAAUAGCAGCAUAAAAUCAAGCUAUGGUACUAAUUGCUCUUGGGAUCAUUUUGUGUUUGCUUUAUACUUUGAUGGUGAUGAAGAAAUGAUUUGCCACGAGGAAAUUUUCGAUCACCAACUUAUAAACCAUUCUAAAUGCUUAAAAAAAAAGCCUCCUGGAGCUUACAAAAAAUUUGUAUGCCCUGAUAAGCUGAGCUAAAUGGAAGCUUGUUAGCAAAGAGCAAAGUUGUAUUUAUCACUAUAAUUAUUACGCAUAAUUAUACACUCUAUUUUUUUAACUCUUACUAAUUUUGUUUGCUUUUAGACACAGUCACAUAGAUCUAUUAUUUUGUUAAAAUAAUUUUAAUUACAUGUACCAUCAUUGUCGCUAUCCUGUGUGGUAAAAAGAUCAGUUGGUAA
Messenger RNA from Amphimedon queenslandica, 1370 nucleotides. RefSeq lists its product as uncharacterized. NCBI's taxonomy places the organism in Eukaryota, Metazoa, Porifera, Demospongiae, Haplosclerida, Niphatidae. The record is from RefSeq and is a predicted model, not a curated record. The transcript is spliced from 2 exons. Bases 103 to 1170 code for a protein of 355 amino acids.